This is a messenger RNA of Bactrocera oleae (olive fruit fly), 3150 nucleotides long. Its product is annotated as solute carrier organic anion transporter family member 2A1. Gene Ontology annotation, biological process: transmembrane transport; sodium-independent organic anion transport. Gene Ontology annotation, cellular component: plasma membrane. Gene Ontology annotation, molecular function: protein binding. NCBI's taxonomy places the organism in Eukaryota, Metazoa, Arthropoda, Insecta, Diptera, Tephritidae. The record is from RefSeq and is a predicted model, not a curated record.
CAUCAAAUGUGAUAAAUGUCAAUUAGAUUUCAUAUGAAAACAGUAGUCUGCCAAUUUACACCCUCAGUUAGUUCCAGCAGCUGUGUCCAAACGCGUUUAACUCUCUUACCGACAAUGCAAAAAUGGUGCAACUUUUGGAUGAUAAAUUGAAAGCGGAUGCGCAAAAAGAUAGUGCCGUCGAAUUAAACCUACUAACUGAAUCGAAAUUGGAAUCUCAAACGGAAGCGUGUGCACAGGAACAGCGGAAAAAUGCUGAGGAGACGAGUGACAGCAAUAAAAGAGAGAUUCAUGCCGUUGAACGGAAUAUGCCGCUAACUGAUGAUGUGAGAUGUGGUUUUUGGUUUUUUAAAGGUGCAUUCUUUCAGAGAUUCGCCAAUCAAACCACAUAUGUAAUGCUCUAUGGAUUAGUGGGCUGCGUGCUAUCCAUGACUUAUGCGUACUUCAAUGGCACGUUGACCACACUUGAAAAACGUUUCAAGAUACCUUCAAAGAAUACAGGCAUAAUUGCGAUUGGAAAUAAUAUCACUCAAAUGUCUGUAUCGGCUAUGCUAAGUUACUAUGCCAGCAAAGGGCAUCGACCGCGUUGGAUCGGAUUUGGCAUUAUGACAUUUGUCGGUUUCUGUGUGCUAAAUGCAGCGCCGCACUUUCUUUAUGGUCCCGGUAAAGACGCACUUGCGCUUACAGCCGAAUUUGGUGGCGUUGUUAAUGAAAAUACCACUCAGGAUGUAUUGGAAAAACAACGGGCCAAGGAGUUAUGUCGUGAUCGUAGCAAUGAGACCGCUUGUGCACUCGAAGAGGGUAACUUCGCACCACAGGCGGUGCUUUUUCUGGCGCAAGUCGUCUCUGGCAUAGGCGGUGGACUUUACUAUACGCUUGGCGUAUCCUACAUGGAUGACAAUACGAAGAAGUCUAAAACACCAGCUCUAUUAAGCUUAUCAUAUUUCUUCCACAUGCUGGGCCCCGCCAUUGGCUACUCAUUGGCUUCAUUCUGUCUGCGUUACUACAUUGCACCACAAUUGAAACCAUUAAUUAAUAAUAAAGAUCCGCGUUGGUUAGGCGCCUGGUGGAUGGGUUGGCUACUGCUGGGCACUGCACUCUUCAUAUCCGGCCUAAUAUUCAGCAUGUUACCCAAAGAGCUGCCACGCGCAAAAGCACGCCGCCUUGUGGAAGAACGCAAACGCAAAGAGGCAAACGCAUUGAAAGCUGUUGCAAGUGAAGAGCACGUUGUGUCCAAGGCUUCUAUUCGUGAUAUGGUGGCCACAUUCAAACGACUCGCCAUGAAUAAGACACUGAUGUGUAAUAAUAUAUCGUCAAUUUUCUAUUAUUUCGGUUAUACGCCGUAUUGGAUUUUUACGCCGAAAUAUAUUGAGGUACAAUAUCGACAAUCGGCUUCGACGUCAAGCAUUGUCACCGGUACCGUGGCGUUGGCUUUCUCCGCUCUUGGCGUGCUCAUUUCCGGUUUUGUCAUAUCAAAGUUUAAGCCUAGCGCCCGUUAUAUGGCCGCUUGGAAUGUGCUGGUUGGUCUGCUUAGCGUUGUCGGUUGUAUUGCUUAUGCUUUUAUUGGUUGCCCGGGGAAUGAACAGUCGAUGAUUGUCAAUAUACCGGCGAGUGGUCCGAACAGUGUUGUCACUUGUAAUUCUGCAUGUUAUUGUGAUUAUGUGCCGUUUUCGCCAGUUUGCGGCGAGAAUAAUAUGACUUAUAUAUCACCAUGUCACGCGGGCUGUCGACGUGCAAUAAUCGACGAUAGUGGCUCUAAAACUUUUACUGAUUGCGGUUGCAUCUCUAUAGGUGCCACAACAACAAAUCAUGUUAAGCGCUCAGUUGCAAAAUUUCUGAGUAUAACAGAGAGAGAAUUGCAAACAAACUCCAAUAAUACAUUGCAAGAAGCAACAACAAUCAAAGCUUUAACUACAGAGAGUAUAACAAAUGAUGGAUCCUUUGUAUCACCUAUCAACUAUUUCACAGCAACAAAAACACAAGAAGAACUGAGUUCCUCAUUCGGUGGUUACGCCAAACCAGGCGCUUGUCCCGUUAACUGCUUCAAACAAUUUGUGCUGUUUUUGUCGGUUAUGUGCUUUUUAAAGUUUAUCGGUGCUACUGGACGCGCAUCGAACUUUUUGGUAACGGUGCGUUGUGUGCCGGAACAGGAUAAAGCCGCUGCCAUGGGUUUUGGCAUGAUGUUGGCCUGCAUGCUGACCUUUAUACCCGCUCCUAUAUUCUUCGGCUGGCUGUUGGAUAGUAUGUGUUUGGUGUGGGGCAAGACGUGCAGCAAUAAAGGCAACUGCUGGCUAUACGAUCCACUCGCUAUGAGACACACAUUAAAUUUAACGGCAGGAGCAUUCAUUUUUGUUGGCACGGUUUUCGAUGGUGGGGUGUGGUAUUUGGUAAAAAAUCUUAAAAUCUUUGAUGAGGAGAAACAGAGUGCUGAAGAAGGUACCAAAGAGGAGAAGGAUGUUAUGCUUUUUUAAGCAAAGGGCUAAAAAUCCAUUUUGUUAAUUUUUUUUAUUACUGAUUUUAUUGUUUAAUCAUUUUUUUAUAAAUAUAAGCAUACUUUUUUACGGUUCAAAAGCAAUGGAGGAAAAACCAAAAAAAAAUUUUUUAUUAUGAUAUAUUUUAUUGGUAUUGUUCAAAUUUCAUAUAGAUCAUUUCAAAUAUUGGUUCACGGGCAUGGCACUCCUAUUUUUGGUGGUAUGGAAAUGCAUAUAGUCAAUUCACACCAUCCCUUCGGCCUUACACAGAAGAUUUGUGUUCAAAAAAUUUAUAUAAACUUAGCCCGCUUGAACUUAAACUAAAUAUCUUUACAUAUCUAUACACACCUAAUAAGGAAGUCGGCCUUAAGAUAUAAUAAUUUGGUAUCGAAUUUCGUAUGAUAGUAUAUUUUUAUUACAAGCGCAUAGCUAUACAAUUUUUGAUUUUUUACUGCAGUAGAAAGUAUAUCGAAUUACUACUGUACUACAUCUGCAUAGCGCAGUUUAAAGUCGAGUGUAGUAGCAUAGCACCCUUCAAAGUGUUUAAUAUAUCCGGUUUGCGCCUUUGCUAAGCGAACUUUCUCUCCUGUUAAGAACAGUGGCCUCAAUACCUUCGCCUAAAUGUAGGCAAGCAGGCUGAUGAUUUAUACAGACAGCUCUAAUCUGCGUACUGUGUGCAAUU